GGCAUAGAAUUAGUGAUUGCUUAUGUGUUAAUUAUCUAGAAAAUUGAUCAAAUGUGAUGUAAAAUUUAAGAGAAAUUUUGCCGAGAAAUAAAUACUUCGAGAUAUAAACGUUUAUUUCCUAAUAUGCACACCGAUCUAUCUUAUCAUUUGCACACUGCAGAAUGUAAUGAGUUGAUUAAAUUGCUUCAGCAAUGUCGCAAAGAUAAUCCUUUUAGAAGGUUUAUGGGCUACUGUAACACUGAAGAUCAUAGAGUAGUAAUAUGCUUGAAGCGAGAAAGAUUAGCGCGAAGGAAGAAAAACUAUGAAGAAUCUAUAAAACGAAAGGAAAGGCAAAAUGAAAGUUUUAGGUGUGAAGAGCAGGAGACAGCGUAGGCUAGCUAGAAUUUU
Cylas formicarius (sweet potato weevil) is the source of this 387-nucleotide messenger RNA. RefSeq names its product COX assembly mitochondrial protein 2 homolog. The transcript has 2 exons. Gene Ontology annotation, cellular component: mitochondrion. The record is from RefSeq and is a predicted model, not a curated record. The coding region runs from base 124 to 372 and encodes 82 amino acids. Lineage: Eukaryota; Metazoa; Arthropoda; Insecta; Coleoptera; Brentidae.